Messenger RNA from Aureobasidium subglaciale EXF-2481, 1548 nucleotides. RefSeq lists its product as uncharacterized. Gene Ontology annotation, biological process: L-homocysteine catabolic process; proteolysis; response to toxic substance. The record is from RefSeq and is a predicted model, not a curated record. Bases 1 to 1548 code for a protein of 515 amino acids. Gene Ontology annotation, molecular function: cysteine-type aminopeptidase activity. NCBI's taxonomy places the organism in Eukaryota, Fungi, Ascomycota, Dothideomycetes, Dothideales, Saccotheciaceae. Gene Ontology annotation, cellular component: cytoplasm. The transcript has 3 exons.
AUGGGUGGCGCAGAAUCGGUGCCUAGAGACAGGCAACAGCAAAGGUCGUCGAGAGCGGACCUUUUGGCGUUGCAGGAGAAGUAUGACAGUUUCCGCAUUACUGAGGAUCGCGAGACCGAUAGCAUGAUUGUCGACCGUAACAUGCAAUACACCGGUGAUGACCCCGUCAGAUCCCGUCAAACUCACGUCUCGGGCGCCAAAACCGAAGCUUUGAUCCACACAAUCCUCCAAGAUCCAAAGAAUCGUCUCGCUCUCUCGGCACUUUCAGCUGCAAACCCAGCAACCGUUCUCGAAAGACCUUCUGCCAUCCUCAGAGAUACACAGACCUUCAAUGUCGCCAUCCCCUUGGAAGGCUCUCCCGUCACAAACCAACGCAGCUCGGGAAGAUGUUGGAUCUUCGCAGCCACAAAUGUGUUGCGUGUUGCCAUUAUGAAGAAAUACAACAUCGAGAAGUUUGAGCUUAGUCAAGCAUAUCUCUUCUUCUGGGAUAAAGUGGAGAAGAGCAAUUUCUUCCUCGAGAGUAUCUUGGAGACUGCAGAUUUACCUGUUGAUGAUCGUCUUGUUGCGACUUUGAUGAGUCAACCUGUCAGUGAUGGUGGGCAAUGGUCGAUGAUACAGAACUUGGUCGAGAAGUAUGGGUUAGUGCCGCAAACACUUUACCCUGACUCGUUCAAUGCUCAGAACUCGGCUACCAUGGAUCAUCUUUUGACGACUAAGCUGAGAGAAGACGCUCUACGCCUCAGGGCGCUCAGAAACUCUGGAUCCAGCACUGCAGCCACUUCGGUCGCGGCAGCCAAGGAGCAAAUGAUGCAAGACAUCAUCAGGAUCCUGACAUUGACACUAGGACAACCUCCAUCGUCGUACACAAAGUUUACCUGGGAGUUCUACGACAAGGCCAAGAAGUUGCAGACUGUUAAGAUGUCGCCCAAGGAGUUUGCUGGUAGUCUGAAUGACAGCCAUGCACGACGUGCGCUUGGUGGCACAGAUGUCCACAGCUUGUUCAGUUUGGUCAACGAUCCUCGCAACGAGUACAACAGGCUCCUAAGUGUGGACUUCCUCUCCAAUAUGUCGGGUGGAAAGUAUGUCGAGUAUGUAAAUGUCGACAAGCCUGUCUGGAAGAAGGCCGCCAUUGAGAUGCUCGAGAAGGGCUUCCCUGUCUUUUUCGGAAGCGACGUUGGCAAGUUCAGCGACUCCAAGUUGGGCAUCAUGGACCCGGAUCUUGUCGACUAUGAGCUCGGCUUCAAUGUCAAGUUGGGCAUGUCCAAGGCCGAGAGACUGAUGACUGGCGAAAGCGCCAUGACACACGCAAUGGUGUUGACUGCGGUGCAUCUUUCACCCUCCGGCGAGCCAAUCCGCUGGCGCGUCGAGAACUCCUGGAGUGAGACUGCUGGAACCAAGGGAUACUUCGUCAUGUCUGACAAGUGGAUGGACGAGUUCUGUUACCAGGUUGUCGUUGACCCUAGCUGUGUCAGUCAAGACGUUAGAGAUAUACUCAAGCAGGAGCCGAAGGUAUUGAACCUGUGGGAUCCUAUGGGUGUUCUCGCAUAG